UUUGUUUCAAUUUUAUUUAGCUAUUUGCUAAAUGCCUAUCAACCAAAAAUCGUAUACAACAACAACAACAGCCACUAUUAACAGCGAAAAUAAUAAACGAAAAAAAAUUAAUAUACAAAACAUAGCAGGCACCAUCUCGUCGCCAAGUUUCGUAUUAACAGUGAUUACAAUGUUUACAUUGAUUUUAUUUCUAACAAUGAUUGGUAUGGUUUUUGGUCAACAAACAGGCCAAUUACCAAAUGGUGCAUCAUCAUCAUCAUCAUCAUCGUCAUCGUCAUCGUCGUCAUCAUCAUCAAUAGUUAAUAAUAAUCAUAAAAAUGAUUCAUCAACAUUGAAUAAACCUUCAAUUUCAAAUAGUAAUAAUUAUGCAGCUAGUAUUUCAUUGCUUACAUCAAUCAACAAUAACAAUAAACCAUCGAAUGCUAAACAUUCAGAUAAACUUUAUGGUUUAAGUUCAAAAGGUUUGUUCACGAAUAAUAAUAAUAAUAAUGGUGGUGGUGGUGGUAAUUCGGAUUCUUCAUCUUCAAUACCAAUUUAUGGCUAUCAAUCGAGACAUUCAAUAUUGGAUUCCUAUCCGAAUAGCGGCAGUGGCUAUACAUCAACGAUGAAUAAUGGCCAACAGACAUAUAGUCCGUAUUUGAUGCCAAUAAGUAAUUAUUACACCGGUAGUAGUUCGACGGUUAGUGCAACGAUAACUAGAAGUCCUAGCUCACCCUACCAGUAUACUCAUUACUACACACAAGCUGAAAAUAAUAUGCCUUCAUCAUCGAUACAGGAUCAAAAAGUGCUGAAAACACCAAAUUCAAUCAUCAACAAUAUAAAAAUGGCUAAUUUAACUAAUGAUGCUGAUGAAACGGCAACGGCUGCAGCUGAAGAUCGUUUGGCUAAACAAUUACAAUUGGCAUUACUUUAUAAUCAAUUAUUAGCCCUACAACAGUAUCGUACGGCAUUGUAUGGAUCAACUGCUGGUUCAGGUCUCACCGGAUACAGUGGCUAUCAAUAUGGCUUCCCGAAUACAAUAUCAUCACUAUAUAAUUAUUUAGCCGGACAGGAUAUGAAUUUGGAAUUAUCACCAACGACAUCGGCAUCAAGCAGUAUUGCAUCAUCUUCAACGGGCGGAUCUAACACUGGUUCGGGUGAAACAAAAAAUACCGGCAGUGCAACAAAUGGCAAAGAAGUACAAGAAGAUCUUCCUUCGUUGUCCGAUGAAACUCAAUUACAAGCAUUAUCAUCGCUUUUAUCAUAUCGACAACAAUUGGCCAGUAUGUAUGGUGGUGGAAUGUAUGGAAGUGGCCUCGGCAGUAGUUAUGGUACAGGUCCUGGAUCAUCUUUAUCCAGUCUGUAUGGAGGUGGAUUAGGUAAGGGUGGAUUCGGUUAUCCAUCCACUCUUUAUGGUUCCAGUUAUGGUAGUAUUGGUGGUAAUAGUAUGGGCGGAAGUUCAUUUUCAAGCUUAUAUGGAUCAGCUAUGCCAACAGGUGUGGGUGGAAUAAUGUCCAGUUUAGCAGGCGGCUUAUCAUCAUUGACUGGCGGUAGUGGUUUUGGUACUGGUAGUGGUGGUAGUGGUGGUGGCGGUGGAGGUCUGGGUGUACUUAACUCAUUGGGAACAAUGUUAUUCGGUUGAUAAUUAAUCGAUAUUUUUAUAUGAAUCAACGAAUUUGAUCUUCACCACUAUGUAUGGAUGGCUCAAUCAUACAUACAAACAAACAAACAAACACACCCUCAGAUACACAUCAUUAUUAUUAUCAUUGAACUACCGGUAUUUUUUUUGUUGUUCGAUUUUGAUCAAUUAUUACACAGUAAUUCAUUUGUAUACACAGAUUGCCAGACGAUUCAAUAAAAAUUAAAAAAAAAAAAAUUUGACAUUUCAAUCAAACAAUUUAUGGUUAAGCCCAAUAAACCAUCGAAAAACAAUCAA
Messenger RNA from Dermatophagoides farinae (American house dust mite), 1915 nucleotides. RefSeq lists its product as uncharacterized. NCBI's taxonomy places the organism in Eukaryota, Metazoa, Arthropoda, Arachnida, Sarcoptiformes, Pyroglyphidae. The record is from RefSeq and is a predicted model, not a curated record.